Messenger RNA from Linum trigynum, 1158 nucleotides. The record is from the annotation of a GenBank genome assembly. NCBI's taxonomy places the organism in Eukaryota, Viridiplantae, Streptophyta, Magnoliopsida, Malpighiales, Linaceae.
CCAAACAACCGGAGAAGGAAGAAAAAUGAGCAGCCUAUCAAUCGGUCCGUUAAUUCAGUUGGGAUACAACAGUCGCCGUCUCCCUGGCAAUCGAAUCAGAAAAUCCAUCGGAAUCCGAGCGGACGGCUCCCCAGCGAGCAAAGAUCAGCAGGAGCAGCUCAACGUCUCCGUUCUCCGCUUCACAUUCGGCAUUCCUGGAUUAGACGAGACCUACCUGCCGAGAUGGAUAGGAUAUGGAUUCGGAUCACUUCUUCUAUUGAACCACUUCGUCGGCUCCGAUUCCGCCGCUACCUCGGCACAGCUGAGGACGGAGGGUUUGGGGCUUUCCUUGGCAGCUUUCUCCAUCGCUCUUCCUUACUUAGGCAGAUUUCUCAAGGGUGCCACUAGAGUGGACCAGGUGGCUCUUCCUGAAGGUGCUCGGCAGAUUUUUGUAAUGUCGCCUGCCAUUUCUGACGAUGAGAAGGAGGAAUUUGCUUGGGGGAGUUAUGUUUUGCUGCGUAAUACGAACACCGUAGCUGUGCUGAUAUCAAUCAAAAGAGAAUUGUGUGUUCGUGGGUACUGGAAUGUGCCGUAUGCUGAGGAUGCUGAAAAAGCUCCUGUUCUUGAUUGGUUCCGGAGACAGAUUGAAAAUAUCGGUUUAGGAAACUUGAAAGACGUCCUAUAUUUUCCCCAGGUGCCAGGAUCUGAACUCUGGGAGAUGCUACCCAAUGGGACUCGGUCACUGCUGGUGGUGCCGGUGCUUCAAUCUAGAGAUCAAAGUGGCAAUGAAAUAGUAAAGAACAGAGGGUUUGUUAUGUUGGCUUCGAACAUUGAGUAUGCAUAUACUGAGAAAGACCGAGCGUGGAUAAAAGUAAUUGCAAACAAGUUCAGAGGUGAGAACGCUUGUUCCAAACUCUGACAUAUGUUAAUUGAUUUUCAGCAUCAAGUCAGUAUAAAUGUUGGAUCGAUAGCCAACAAUGCGUGCUUCUCCUGCCUUUUUGUGAAUGGCAUGUUGCUGGAUUGUGAUAGCGCAGCUUUAUAAAUGGAAUGGUCAGCUUAAACAGCAGUGGAGCAUCAUCCUUAGUUCAGAAUCACUGGUCCUUAAUACUUCUCUGUGAUAGUGCAGUUUUAUAAACGGUCAGUUUAAACCUCAAAUGCCAAUAACUGGGGAGGUUGAAC